ACAAAAACGGAAUAUGAAGACAAAUUGAAGAAAAUGCGAGGAAUAUUUAAUGCUGCAAACAAAACUAUAAAUGAGCUAAGACAAAAUGUAGCUUCUAAAAAUACAGAGAUUGAAGAGUUGAAAGCAAAUAUAGAAAGUCUAGAAGAAAAAGAUCAAAAAACAAAAUCAACAGCAGAUGAAAGUCGAAAAUCGGUGGAAAAGUUGACAACAGAAAUGCAUAGUCAGGCGGCCAUGUAUAAUUCACAGAUAGAACAACUGGAAUCAAAACUCCGACAAGCAACACAACAAACAACACAAAUUAAAUCAGA
This is a messenger RNA of Dentiscutata heterogama, 308 nucleotides long. Lineage: Eukaryota; Fungi; Glomeromycota; Glomeromycetes; Diversisporales; Gigasporaceae. The record is from the annotation of a GenBank genome assembly.